Molecule: messenger RNA, 963 nt
Organism: Nanorana parkeri
Lineage: Eukaryota; Metazoa; Chordata; Amphibia; Anura; Dicroglossidae
Product: olfactory receptor 50-like
Exons: 1
Coding region: 1-963 (320 amino acids)
Biological process (GO): G protein-coupled receptor signaling pathway
Cellular component (GO): membrane
Molecular function (GO): olfactory receptor activity; G protein-coupled receptor activity
Source: RefSeq, a predicted model, not a curated record
AUGAAGAAUGUUACCAUGAUUUCCUCUCUCACUCUUGUGGGUCUAUCAGACCAUCCACCGACCAUGCGUGGACUUUUUCUGCUUUUCCUUUGGAUCUAUCUGAUGACUGUCAUCAUAAACCUCUUUAUAUUUUUCUUGGUUCUCAUCGACCAUCAUCUGCACAACCCAAUGUAUUUUUUCCUCAGCAAUUUGUCCGUCCUGGACAUGUCUUAUUCAUCGGUGACAGCACCAAGGAUGCUCUUUGACCUGGUCGCCAAAAGCCGAUCUAUAACCAUUCCUGCGUGUAGAGCCCAAGUUUUCUUCUUCCUCUACUUUGCUUGCUCAGAGCUACUCUUGCUCUCGGCUAUGUCCUACGACCGAUACGUUGCCAUCUGCCAACCUUUACAUUACAUGCAGAUCAUGUCCUGGAGUUUGUGCAGCCAUUUGGCUUGUUUCAUUUGGGUCUUCUCAUUUAUUUAUGCCUUGGUUCAUACUCUAUGUCUGCUCAGGUUGUCCUUCUGUGGCCCAAUUUCCAUCCACAACUUCUUCUGUGACCUUCCGCACUUGUUCCAGAUUUCAUGUUCAGACCCCACCAUAAACAUUGUGCUUGUGUUCGCAUUGGGUGGCAUUGUCACAUUAGGAGCCUUUCUUUGCACAUUUCUUCCAUAUGUACGUAUCUUCAAUACCAUUCUCCGAAUUCGCAGCAAAACUGGUAAACUCAAAGCUUUCUCCACCUGCACCUCACACCUCACGGUGGUCUUCAUCUUCUAUGGCUCCUUAAUAUUUAUUUACUUUGUUCCCACCUCCAGCAAUAUGUUUAGUAUGAACAAACUGUUCUCAGUCAUAUAUGCCCUCAUUAACCCCUUGCUUAAUCCAUUGAUAUACAGCCUGAGGAGCAGAGAUCUUAAGGCGGCACUCAAAAGAUCCUUUCGUGAUAUAAGAACAUCUGCCACAAGUUUUAUUUAUCUUUGGGAAAAGUGGUGA